ACUCAAGCACCGGUGAGCGAGUGAGUGUGAAACAAGACCUGCAGUACUUUGCACACAGCAGGAAAGGAGCUCAGCAGCAGCAACAAACAGCAGCGGAAUAUCAGCAAACAUGAACUCAAAUCCUGUUGUCAUCGUUUCUGCCGCACGGACACCAAUUGGGUCCUUAAAUGGUUCUUUGUCCACGGUACCUUUGCACGACUUGUGUUCAGUGGUGAUUAAAGAUGUCCUAAAGCGGGCGGAAGUGAUGCCGGAGCACGUGUCCGAAGUCAUCAUGGGCCACGUCCUGACGGCAGGUCAUGGUCAGAACCCGGCGCGUCAGGCCAGUGUCGGAGCAGGCAUCCCCUAUUCGGUGCCAGCGUGGAGUUGCCAGAUGGUGUGUGGCUCUGGGCUGAAAGCGGUUUGUCUGGCGGCCCAGUCCAUCCAGACUGGGGAGUCCACUGUGGUGGUGGCGGGCGGCAUGGAAAGUAUGAGCAGGGCUCCUCACAUGCUGCACAUGAGAGCAGGAGUAAGAAUGGGCGACGCCUCCCUCCAGGACUCCAUGGUGGCCGACGCCCUGACGGACGCCUUCCACGGCUACCACAUGGGCAUCACAGCGGAAAAUGUGGCCAAGCAGUGGGGCAUCAGUCGAGAGGCGCAGGACAUGUUUGCUCUGGGCUCGCAGAACAAAGCAGAGGCUGCACAGAAAGCAGGAUACUUCCAGCAAGAGAUUGUUCCAGUGGUGGUUCCGUCUCGGAAAGGUCCAUUGGAAGUGACGGUGGAUGAGUUUCCUCGCCAUGGCAGCAACCUUGAGAGCAUGUCGAAGCUCAAGUCGUGUUUCAUCAAGGACAGCAGUGGCACUGUCACCUCUGGGAACGCCUCAGGUAUUAACGAUGGAGCAGCCGCCACCGUGCUCAUGAGUCUAUCAGAAGCUUCGAAGCGAGGCAUAACACCCAUGGCCAGGAUUGUGUCUUGGGCCCAAGCUGGUAUUGAUCCAGCCAUCAUGGGAACUGCACCGAUACCUGCCAUCAGGAAAGCGAUUGAGAAAGCAGGAUGGCAACUAGACCAGGUAGAUCUGUUUGAAAUCAACGAGGCCUUCGCUGCCCAGUCCAUUGCUGUGGUUAAGGAACUUGGACUAAAAGAAGAAAAGGUGAAUGUAAACGGGGGUGCCAUCUCACUGGGUCACCCUGUGGGGAUGUCUGGCUGCAGAGUGCUGGUGACACUUCUUCACACCCUGCAGAGGACGGGGGGCAGGAAGGGAGUGGCGUCCCUGUGCAUCGGAGGAGGGAUGGGCAUCGCCAUGUGUGUGGAGAGGGUCUGACAGAUCUUUAAUCAGUCAUUUCAAUUAUUUGCACCUGAGGUGUGCCAAAGAUUGCUAUUUUACCUGCCUGACAAUAGUGACCUUGUUUUUCUCACUGUGCACUUCCCAACUGUGACUUAAUGCAUUUGGCAAACAGUAGUAUAUAUAGAUGUCUGCUACUCUCUGCAUUUGAAGAAAUGGUUGUUUUAAAAGAGCUGCAUCAAGUAUCCAUCCUGUGCUUACUUACACUAAAAAAAUAUUUUACGGUCUAUUCAUACCUUUAAAAUCAAGACAUUCCUCAUUAUUUGUGUGCCAUGCAGUUAUGACUGUCUUUACUGUACUAUUUACAGGAGUAAAUAGCCUGAAAUGAGGCAAUAAAACUUAAAGCAGUCAAG
Molecule: messenger RNA, 1671 nt
Organism: Entelurus aequoreus (snake pipefish)
Lineage: Eukaryota; Metazoa; Chordata; Actinopteri; Syngnathiformes; Syngnathidae
Gene: acat2
Product: acetyl-CoA acetyltransferase 2
Exons: 9
Coding region: 110-1297 (395 amino acids)
Biological process (GO): fatty acid beta-oxidation
Molecular function (GO): acetyl-CoA C-acetyltransferase activity
Source: RefSeq, a predicted model, not a curated record